AAUUCUGUCGUUUCACGAACCACAGUAUUCCUCAUGUAUAAAAGGCCGCCCCACCGACGUCCGACACUCUUCGUCUCGAACGGAGAGUUGAUGGAAGCCAAGAGGAAGAAGCUAACGUAAUACUGCUUUCACUUUUGGGAAAAUCUAUGAUGGGUGAUGCUUCAGCUCAGGAUUUGGUAAGCGAUUUGCCUCAAAGCAUUAUAGAAAACAUCCUAGAGCGCCUACCCCUGAGAGAUGCAAUAAGAACUAGCAUUCUUUCUACCAAAUGGAGAUAUAAAUGGUCUACGCUUACUCAGCUUGUAUUUGAUGAAAAGUGUGUCUCUCAGGCAAAUGACCCUAGGUCAGUUGAGCUCCAAUUGGUGAAAUUUGUCACUCAAGCUCUGUUUCUUCACCAGGGACCGAUUCACAAGUUCCAGCUUUCUACCUCAUACUUGCAAUGCCGGCCAGAUAUAGAUCAGUGGUUGCUUUUCCUUUCAAGGAAUGAUAUCAGAGAAUUAGUUCUUGAAUUAGGGGAAGGAGAAUGGUUUAGAGUACCUUCAUGUCUUUUUAGUUGUAAAAAACUGAUCCGCUUGGAUCUUUGUCGUUGUGAAUUUGAUCCACCUCCUAGUUUCAAAGGGUUCUUGUACUUGAGGAGCCUCAAUCUUCACCAGGUGUUGGUUGCUCCUGAGGCAAUCGAAAGUCUUAUAUCCAGUUGCCCUCUGCUUGAGAGUUUAGCUAUAUCAUACUUUGAUAGUUUAGUUCUUAAUAUUCGCGCUUCAAAUCUCAAGUAUCUGUCACUCGAAGGUGAGUUCAAAGAUAUUUUUCUUGAAGAUACGCCAUGCUUAGUUGCGAUAUCCGUCGCUAUGUAUAUGACUGAUGAUAUUGCUGAGCAUUUUGAGCAAAGUUCAAAUUGCAAUUUUAUCAAAUUUCUUGGUAGAGUACCUCACCUGCAGAGACUUAUUGGCCAUAUCUACUUCACAAAAUAUUUGAGCAUUGGUAAUGACCCUGGAGAACUUCCCAUUACAUAUAGUCAUCUAAAAUUUAUAGAACUAAAUCAAGUGAGUUUUGAAGACAUGAAGGAGGUGUUAGUUGUUGUUCGCUUAGUUACCCACUCUCCUAACUUGAGAGAACUUCAGAUUUCUGGUUCCUCAAACACAUUGGCAGGUAUAGAAGCACCUGAUUUGGAAUUUUGGAACGAUACUUGGCCUUCAAAUUGCACACUGGCCAAACUUCAAGUUGUAAAGAUGACAGAUUUAUUUGGUGUGCCCAGUGAGAUGGAAUUUGCCAAGUUUUUGCUUGAGAACUCCCCAGUGCUUGAGACAUUGAGCAUCACUCCUUCGGCAUAUGUUACCAAGGAUGGAAGAAUAGAUAUGUUGAUUGAGUUUGUGAGGUUUCGGCGUGCUUCUCCCCUUGCAGAGGUUAUAUUUACUGAAGAUUGAGGGAUUGUUUGGUCCUUGUAAAGUUCCUCUCUUCUCCUUUCUAAGGUUUUCUCCACCCUUUUUUCUUCAGCGGGCAGGGACUCCAUUGCACAGUUUGCCUUCCAGUUCCUUUUUAUCAUUUCUAUGUGAACUAAUAGCUUUAUUAGUCCAUAAAAUCUGACCAUUGACCAUAUUCUUUCAAUGAAAAUAUUCAUUUGAGGGUCCUGUCCUUUACUGCUCA
Carica papaya (papaya) is the source of this 1638-nucleotide messenger RNA. RefSeq names its product F-box/RNI-like superfamily protein. Gene Ontology annotation, molecular function: protein binding. The record is from RefSeq and is a predicted model, not a curated record. NCBI's taxonomy places the organism in Eukaryota, Viridiplantae, Streptophyta, Magnoliopsida, Brassicales, Caricaceae.